UCCGGCGGAAGCGCGGGGCAGAGCGACGUGUGCGCCCCGCCGGGCCCGGCGCCGCCGCCAUGCUCGACUUCUUCACCAUCUUCAGCAAGGGCGGCCUCGUCCUCUGGUGCUUCCAGGGCGUGCGCGGGCCCGCCGCCACCGCCCCCGUCAACGCCCUCAUCCGCUCCGUCCUCCUGCAGGAGAGAGGUGGCAACAACUCCUUCACCCAUGAAGCCCUCACACUUAAGUACAAACUGGACAACCAGUUUGAGCUGGUGUUUGUGGUGGGCUUCCAGAAAAUCCUGACUCUAACCUACGUGGACAAGUUGAUAGACGACGUCCAUAAGGAGUUCCGAGACAAGUACCGCAACGAGUUCCAGCAGAAGGGCGCCCUGGGCCUCCUAAAUGGCACCUUUGAUUUUAAAGAUGACUUCAUGCGCCUCCUCCGGGAUGCGGAGGAGAGCAGCAAAGUCCGAGCUCCCACGGUAAUGAAGACGUUUGAGCAGUCUCUGAAAUCCCAGAAGACUGUCAAGUGUAUGAUUGAAACCCGAGGGGAGAAACCAAAGGAGAAGGUCAAGAACAAGAAGAACAAAGGUUCCAAAAAGGAUGGAACAGAAGCUGUGGCAGUGCCCAGUAAAGCAUCUGCAGCUGACAAGCAGCACUCAGCAGGGGAUAAGGAAGAACUGACUAAAGAUGAAAUCCUGCAGAAGAAUCGGGAGGAAUUCUUCAGGAGACACAUGAAAGCUGGGGAGAAGUCCAGAUCUCCAAAGCCUGACACACAGAAGGAGAAGGGGAAGAAGCCCCGGGUGUGGGAUCUGGGGAACUCUAAUGCCAAAGUCCUCGAUUACAGUAAUUCCGCUACCAACGGCAGCGCAGAGGCUUGUCCUGUGGAGGAGUUUGACCCUGACAUGGCCCUGGGGGACAAAAAUCGUGAGCCUGGCCGCCUCUAUGACCUGGAGUAUGAGAGUGAUGAUGAAGCUGAAGAGGAGAAAGUUGUCCAGAACCCUUCAAAACCCAGUGCGAAGAAGGGUGGCCUGGGGGGCAUGUUUGGCAUGCUGAAGGGCCUGGUGGGUUCCAAGAGCUUGACCAGAGAUGACAUGGACCCUGUGCUGGAGAAGAUGAAGGAUCACUUGAUUGCUAAAAAUGUGGCAGCUGAGAUUGCAGUGCAGCUCUGUGAAUCUGUGGCCAAGAAACUGGAAGGGAAGGUGAUGGGAACGUUCACCACGGUGACCUCGACGGUGAAGCAGGCGCUGCAGGAGGCACUGGUGCAGAUCCUGCAGCCGCAGCGCCGUGUGGACGUGCUCCGCGAUGUCAUGGACGCCCAGCGCCAUCGCCGGCCCUAUGUUGUCACCUUCUGUGGCGUCAACGGUGUCGGGAAAUCCACCAACCUGGCCAAGAUCUCGUUCUGGCUCAUCGAGAACGGCUUCAGCGUCCUCAUUGCCGCCUGUGACACGUUCCGCGCGGGAGCGGUGGAGCAGCUGCGCACCCACACGCGCCGCCUCAACGCGCUGCACCCUCCGGAGAGCCACGGUGGGCGCACCAUGGUGCAGCUCUACGAGAAGGGAUACGGCAAGGACGCCGCGGGCAUCGCCAUGGAGGCCAUCUCCUACGCUCGGAACCAGGGCUUUGACGUGGUGCUGGUGGACACGGCGGGACGCAUGCAGGACAACGCACCCCUGAUGACCGCGCUGGCCAAACUCAUCGCUGUCAACGCUCCUGACCUGGUCCUGUUCGUUGGGGAAGCACUGGUGGGAAACGAGGCUGUGGAUCAGCUGGUCAAGUUCAACAAGGCCCUGGCUGAUCACUCCAUGGCCCAGACACCACGGCUCAUCGAUGGGAUCGUCCUCACCAAGUUCGAUACCAUCGAUGACAAGGUGGGCGCCGCCAUCUCCAUGACCUACAUCACGAGCAAGCCCAUCGUUUUCGUUGGUACCGGACAAACCUACUGUGAUCUGAGAAGCCUUAACGCCAAGGCCGUGGUCGCAGCACUCAUGAAGGCCUAAACACCAAAUUGCUGUGUGCAGAUGUCCCAGAAGAACCUGCUUUACCCUGUCACCAUCUAGUCUUUCCCGUGUAGUGCGGAACAGAAUGGAGGAAUAGCAGCACAAGGAGUACUUUUUUUGGAUAAACCUCCUUUUAUCCAGAAAAAGCCCUUCCCGGGGUUCCUCCAUUCUGUGUCCAGUGACGCAGACUCCCUUGCAGGGAGGCCGAAUCCAGAGCUUUGUAUUGUUCAUGCUGCACGGGGGGGUGGGUGGUGCCAGGAUCUGCUGUGCUUUUUGGUGGGUUUGAAGGGUUUUUUUUGAGUUGCUUUUGAUUUUUAGACCAGCUUAGGGAGGAGGAGAGAGGGACUUGGGCUUAGGGGCAGCGUUAGAUCUGGCUGUUGAUGUCGCUGCUCAUGGCAGCCCCACUGAAGCUGAUAAACCAAAAAAAGGUGACGGCCUGUGCUGGGCAGGAGGGGACAUGCUAAAUUGCCUUAAAGUCACCCAUAUCUGUCCUCACUUGGACUUCAGAGCAGGGUCCCUAGACACCAUGGAUUUGGGCAGGAGCUGGACAGCUGCAGCAGCCAAGUCCAGAGGAGGAAGGCAGCAUGCCCUGCCUGGCACCUGCCUGCUGGUCUUGGCAUUAUUUGCUAGUAAAAAGGAAAAAACAAACCAAACCACAUUAAUACUGGAAGAGAAUGGUUCUGCUGGUGGCUGCUUGCUGCUUUCCUGCACCCUUUCUCCCCCCUCCGAGUGCCUCUUGAUCCCAGUUGGAAGUGCUACACUGAAUAAUACAAACCUCUCUGACAAUGUCUUGUAGCUCUGUAUUGCAGAUGUGCUAUAGUGCAAUAAAUUGAAUGCUGUCUGCUAAGAGACAUAAUUUAUAUAAAAUAAACUUCAUAAUUUGUUCUCUGUGUAUAAAUAA
This is a messenger RNA of Prinia subflava (tawny-flanked prinia), 2883 nucleotides long. It is a transcript of the gene SRPRA, whose product is annotated as SRP receptor subunit alpha. NCBI's taxonomy places the organism in Eukaryota, Metazoa, Chordata, Aves, Passeriformes, Cisticolidae. The transcript has 14 exons. The record is from RefSeq and is a predicted model, not a curated record. Bases 60 to 1982 code for a protein of 640 amino acids. Gene Ontology annotation, biological process: SRP-dependent cotranslational protein targeting to membrane; intracellular protein transport. Gene Ontology annotation, cellular component: signal recognition particle receptor complex; endoplasmic reticulum membrane. Gene Ontology annotation, molecular function: GTP binding; GTPase activity; ATP hydrolysis activity.